AACCUGCUGGGCAAGUUUGAGCUGGCAGGAAUCCCACCUGCUCCACGAGGGGUCCCACAGAUCGAGGUCACCUUCGACAUUGAUGCCAACGGCAUUUUGAACGUGUCUGCGGUGGACAAAAGCACCGGCAAAGAGAACAAGAUCACCAUCACCAACGACAAGGGCCGACUGAGCAAAGAGGAGAUCGAGAGGAUGGUGCAGGACGCUGACAAAUAUAAAGCUGAGGACGACAUUCAGAGGGAGAAAAUCGCUGCCAAGAACUCACUGGAGUCCUAUGCCUUCAACGUCAAAAGCAGUGUGCAGGAUGAGAAGUUGAGGGACAAAAUGAGUGAGGAGGACAGGAAGAAGGUGAUUGAGAAGUGUGAUGAGGCCAUCAUGUGGCUGGAGAACAACCAGCUUGCUGAGAAAGAGGAGUACCAACACAAGCUGAAAGAGCUGGAGAACGUGUGUAACCCCAUCAUCAGCAAGUUGUAUCAGGGAGGAAUGCCCACUGGUAGCACCUGUGGACAGCAGGCACGAGCUG
This is a messenger RNA of Monopterus albus (swamp eel), 523 nucleotides long. RefSeq names its product heat shock 70 kDa protein 1-like. Gene Ontology annotation, molecular function: ATP-dependent protein folding chaperone; ATP binding. The annotation marks the transcript as partial. NCBI's taxonomy places the organism in Eukaryota, Metazoa, Chordata, Actinopteri, Synbranchiformes, Synbranchidae. The transcript has a single exon. The record is from RefSeq and is a predicted model, not a curated record.